AUGAUCACCAAGUACUUCACCAAAGUUGUCAUCAGAUUCAAUCCACUCGGUAAAGAAGGAAAGGCAUCACGUCUCUUCCUCAGCUCGAUCCCUCCUUCAUUAAGAGGUGCUUGCGUCAUCGACCAUAAGGUCAUCACAGACAACAAGACGAAGCCUAUGCUUUCGGUGACUUUUAAGGAUAAGCAGACCUUGGAUGCUGAUCCAUCAACGAUGACAUUUGGCGAGAUUAGUGCCAUUAUGGAUAGACACUCCAGAGCACUACAGAUCAAGGACAGCAUCCAAGCAUGAUUCUGGGGAGCUUGUCAGAGGAAUCUGGGCACUUGUCAUGCUACCGGAGGGUUUGUUUCGCUAUAUGUAUAUAUAAUAUCUGUAAAUAAAAGGUUUGUUAUUGGUUUCAUGG
Messenger RNA from Williopsis jadinii, 400 nucleotides. RefSeq names its product mitochondrial 54S ribosomal protein mL53 (gene MRPL44). NCBI's taxonomy places the organism in Eukaryota, Fungi, Ascomycota, Saccharomycetes, Phaffomycetales, Wickerhamomycetaceae. The record is from RefSeq and is a predicted model, not a curated record. The transcript has 2 exons. Gene Ontology annotation, molecular function: structural constituent of ribosome. Bases 1 to 288 code for a protein of 95 amino acids. Gene Ontology annotation, cellular component: mitochondrial large ribosomal subunit.